UUAAUUGUGUAUUACAAAAAUAAGUGUUGAGUUUCCGAAGUUUAUUUUCGUUAUGAAAGUUAACAAGUGUUUAAUAAAUGGUGGCUUUAUGUGAUUUAUUAUCUACAGUGAGAUAAAUAAUUAAGGAUGCACGCAUACGUUAAAGCACAGAUUUUAAUUGUGGCAUGUGUGAACAUAGGCCAGUUUAUCGAUGGGUACAGCGUGGGCUGGUCAGCUCCCAUCAUCCCGAAACUUCAGAAUGCAACUGAGACGCCUCUGGCAGACGUGGUGACCGACUUCCAGGCUUCAUGGAUCGGAUCACUACUAUAUGUAGGAGCUAUAGUCGGUCCAUACAUCCCAAGUUACCUCUCCAACAUUAUAGGGAGGAAGCCAUGUUUGUUUUUCGGCAGCUUCCUGAACUUAACAGCGUUACUACUGAUAAUCACCACAAGAAAUAUUGCCAUGGUAUUCGCCGUUAGAAUUAUAAGUGGUCUGGGUAUGGGGAUGGUGACAGUCAGCAAUUUGGUCUACGUGGGGGAGAUUGCAUCAACAAACAUUCGGGGUAUACUCUUAACAUCUACAUCCAUUGUGGGUAUCGCCGGGACCCUGGCUGCCUACACCAUCGGGCCGUUCGUAUCCUACGCAGCUACCGGGUACAUAGCCCUGGCGGUCAACCUUGUGCAUGUCAUAGGGAUCUUGUUUAUUCCCGAGUCUCCAGUGUAUUAUGCUAUUAAAGGAAAACAAAUGGAAUCCAAAACCGUCUUGCGUCGUUUAGGCAGAGUUGAUGAUCUAGACAACGUCUUCGAGUCCGUGCGUGGGACUAACCCCAACGAGGCCACGACUUGGAAGGCCUGGGUCAAGAUCUUCACUGUCAAGUCCAACAGGAGGUCUCUCUUCAUCACCCUCAGUCUCUGCACCUUGCAGCAGACCAGUGGUGUCGCUGCUGUGCUGUUCUUUGCUACUACGAUCUUUCAAUUGGCUGGGUCUUCUAUCAGGCCUGACUUAGCAACCAUUAUAAUUGGAUCAACUCGUCUGAUAGCCAGUUUGAUAGCGCCCUUCGUCGUGGAGAGAGCCGGUCGGAGAAUACUCCUGCUAACUUCAACUGCCUUCUGUGCUGUUAGCCUGUCGAUACUCGGUACAUACUUCCAUUUGGACAAGAUACAGAGCCCCAUCAUCUCCGACAUCCGCUGGUUACCGCUGAUGGCUUUAAUCAUGUACUUCUUCUCUUAUGAAAUAGGUUUCGGCACGAUGCCCAGCGCUCUCGUCGGCGAAAUGUUCAGAGGUAACGCCAGAAGCACGGGGUCAGCGGUUUCCAUGACAACGGCGUGGCUGAUCGGGUUUGGCGUGGCAACAGGAUUCACCUCCAUGGUCAACUUCUUCGGCGGUGACGUCACUUUCUGGAUCUUCUCCUUCUCCUGCAUCGUCGCUUUCCUAUUCACUUAUAAGUUCGUUCCGGAGACCAAAGGGAAGACUUUGAAUGAGAUACAAGAGAUUUUAGGAAGGUAGAAGAAUGUUAGUAGUUUUUAAAAGUUGUAUUUUUAUGAUCUGAGCGUUCUCCUUGCAAAAUUCACGUCGUGUGACCCAAAAUUGAUUUCUUUCCUUAGUCGGAGUUUGUAACUGUGAGGGGCUGUUGUUGGAGUGGUUAGUGAGACUGUUUGUAAAAUCAGAGAGCGCUGGUUCGAUUCCCACCCUGAACAACAUUAAUGUAAUGAAGAAUUGUGUUUUCUAUACUAUUAUUUAUUAAUUCAUUAUGUGUGUAUGAAAAAUGUAUAUCACUUGUAUCGUUACCAUAAAGCAAGAUAUACCUAAUUUGGGACUAGAUGACCCCUUAUUAAUGUGAAAAAAAAUUAUAAAUAUUUUAUGUAGUUACGAAUCUAACAAAGACUUUUAUCAUGAGCUGGGAUCUCGUCGUGACGUUUUCGUUCAAAAUAAACUAGUAUUACAUACUUAUCAGUCAGUCUCAUAACUAUACUAGAAUUUUGUAAUGAAACGUUGUUUAAUGAUAUUGCUAUAUUAUUUUUAUCAGAAACUGACACAGGUGAUUUUAUGUUAAUACUUGUUUAGUAGGUAAGAUUAAUGAAUUAUCAUAGUAAUGUAUAUUAAAGACUUAGUUGGUA
Molecule: messenger RNA, 2096 nt
Organism: Trichoplusia ni (cabbage looper)
Lineage: Eukaryota; Metazoa; Arthropoda; Insecta; Lepidoptera; Noctuidae
Product: facilitated trehalose transporter Tret1-like
Exons: 8
Coding region: 127-1485 (452 amino acids)
Biological process (GO): transmembrane transport
Cellular component (GO): membrane
Molecular function (GO): transmembrane transporter activity
Source: RefSeq, a predicted model, not a curated record